AUGGGUACUUCUGCGAUAGUUGGACCUGAAUCAUCAACAGCCAUACCUUUUGGCAAAAGAGUCAAGGCUAUGUGGAAUGGUGUUAUUAUAGCAGAUAGUGAUAAAGCAAUUAAAUUCGACAAUAAUAUUUACUUUCCACCUGAUUCUAUCAACAGACAAUAUGUCGAAGAUUCAUCUACUCAUACCACAUGUCCUUGGAAAGGUGUGGCGUCUUAUAUGACGAUCGUUGUAGGUGAUGAGGAAUUUGUGGAUGCUAUGUGGUAUUAUCCAAUGCCCAAAGAGGCAGCCAUAGAUAUUAAAGGUUAUUUUGCAUUUCUACCAGAUGUGCAGAUUGUAGAAGAUUAA
This is a messenger RNA of Rotaria sp. Silwood1, 345 nucleotides long. Lineage: Eukaryota; Metazoa; Rotifera; Eurotatoria; Philodinida; Philodinidae. The record is from the annotation of a GenBank genome assembly.